AUGCGCGCCCCGCUGAUCCUCCUCCUGGGCCUCGCGCCGCUCGCCCGCGCGGGCGACUGCAACAAGAACAAGCACUGCGCAAGCGACGAGUUCUGCUACUCGUCCAGCGACUCCGAGUGCUCGAACCGGAACUGCGACUGCAAGGCCUGCUCGAGCUACGGCGGCAAGCCGGGCUUCAGCGCAAACGGCCAGAACUGCGACCGCUACGAGAACGUCUGCGGCGGCGACUGCACGGCCUCGGCGCCGACGCCGGCGCCGCCGACGCGGCGGCCGACGCAGCGCCCGACGCGGCGGCCGACGCCGCGGCCGACGCGGCGGCCGACGCCCCGGCCGACGCCGCGGCCCGUGGCCUCUGCGCCGGCGCCGACGCGGCGCCCGACGCCGCGGCCGACGCCGCGGCCCGUGGCGUCGCCGCCGACGGCGUCGCCGCCGACGGCGUCGCCGCCGACGGCGUCGCCGGCGUCGCCGCCGACGGCGUCGCCGCCGACGGACAACGGCAACAACGGCAACAACGACGUGGACGAGGACAAGGACGAGGACAAGGACAACAAGGACGAGGAGGCGACGGCCGCCGCCUCCGGGGAACCGUGCGACGCCGUCGAGGUCGCGGGCACCGAGACUUCGUUGUUUUGGGGCUCGUACGACGGGCUCUACGAGGAGGCGGGGGAGUGCAACGGCCGGCCCUACUACAAAUGCACUUGCUGCAAAGACUACUCGCCGGAGUACGUCGAGCACGCGGCGAGCGCGGACUGCCGGGACGACCCCGACUGCCGGGACGACGCGGACCGGUGCAUGAGCGACCAGCCGGGCUGGGAGCGGGGCUUGCACCACUACAUCUUCUACUCUUCUGCCGAAGGCGCGUGGCAGCUCCGUCGCUACGAGGACGGGUUAUGGGACGAGCUUUACAGUUGCACCUUCACCGCGGUCGGGUACCAGCUCGCGGACGCCGGGGGCGACCUCUCCCCCGCGGCGUCGACGGGCACGUGGGAGCUGUACGACUUCUGGACUGCGUCGUGGGCGCCCCACGCCAUGACGGCCACCUGCAAGGCGGACUCGUCGGCCUCGGCCAUGUCCGCCGAGGGCUUCAACGAGAUCCUCGCCGGGGAGCGGGGCUGGGGGCUCCAAACCCUGGCUCUGCUGGCGUUGUUGGUCUCGCUAGUCCUUACGCUGUUCUGCUGCUACUUCUCGGCCAAGGCCGUGUCGGGCAUGCUGCAGGCAUCGAACGCGGGUGGCGGGAAGAAGAAGACGAGCGUCGCUCGGCCGUGGCAGGUCGCCACGAUGCCGGGCUACGAGCUGCUCGGCUCGCCCGGGCCGGCGCUCGCCGGCCACGAGCGCACCUUCUUCGUCAAGUUGCCGGCGGGCGCGUGCGCGGGCUCUCAGGUGAAGUGCUCGACGCCCACGGGCGCGCCGGUCUACUUCCGCGCGCCGGCCGGAUCCGGUCCGGGCCAGAUCGUGUACGUGCCCUGGGACACGUCCCUGCCGACGCCCUCGCCGCGGGCGGGGGCGCACUUCGUGGACGACCUGCCGCGCCCGGGCGCACCGCCGCCGCCGCCGCCGCCGUCGAAGACGGCGGCCGCGCUGCCACCACCGAAGACGGCGGCCGGGCUGCCGCCACCGCCUCCCUCGAAAACCGCCGCCGCGCCGCCGCCGCGGCCUCCAGGGGUACCACCGGGCAUGAUCGACCUCGUGGUUCCCCCACAAGCGGUCCCGGGCGUCACGCGCGUGAGGAAGGACCUCCCGGACGGCCGCAGCGUCGAGGGCGUCGUCCCCAAGGGCGCGCGGCCCGGCGACCACUUCCACGUGCCCGUGUGGUCCGCCAUCGUGCUAGGGCACGGUUUUCUGGCCCUCUCCGCUGGACAAGCACGACCAAGCACACCCGAGAACCACACUGAGAUUGCCGAGACGGCCGAUGAGGCGGCGGACAAUCUCGUAGCCUCGCCGCAGCCGCCAAUGGCGCGCGCAGCAGUGGACGACCUGUCAGACCUGGAUGAAGCCACGGUCGAAGCAAUAAGAGCCGCGGUCGACCACCAGGAGCGGCGCGAGCUGCAGCGCCUCGCGAAGUUGCGCGGCAUCAAGGCGAACCAGAAGUCGGCCGUGCUCGUCGAGGAGCUCGCGCGUCGCCUGGCCGCCCACGACGCCGGCGCGCGGUCGGCCACACCACCACCACCUGCAGUGCCGGUGCCGGCGCCGGUGCCGGCGUCAAUACCGGCGGUGCCAAAACUCGACUACCGGCUGCUGCCGCCGCCUCGAUCAGCCCCCGGCGCGCCGCCACCGGGCAUGGUGGACCUCGUGGUCCCGCCACAAGCGGUCCCGGGCGUCACGCGCGUGAGGAAGGACCUCCCGGACGGCCGCAGCGUCGAGGGCGUCGUCCCCAAGGGCGCGCGGCCCGGCGACCACUUCCACGUGCCCGUGUGGUCCGCCAUCGUGCUCCGGCACGGUUUUCUGGCCCUCUCUGCUGGCAUCCAGCCGCGCGAACCAGCCGCGGACGACGACAACGAGUUCGCGCCGACGGAGGAGGCCGCGCCGCCCGGGAUACCGCCAGUCGCCGGGCCGGAGCCGGCGCCCGAGCCCGCGCCCGCGCCACUGCCGCCCCCGGCGGCCGCGCCGCCGCCGGCCGCAGCAUCCAUGGUGACGGUGACCGUGCCUGAGGGUGCGAGGGCCGGCGACCAGCUGUCGAUUCCGCUGCCGGACGGGAGCGAGGUCAUGAUCACGGUGCCCCCGGGCGCGCGGCCCGGUGACGAUCUCGAGAUCCCGACAGGCGGCGCGCAGACCGCGCCGCCCCCGCCACUGCCGCCCCCGGCGGCCGCGCCGCCGCCGGCCGCAGCAUCCAUGGUGACGGUGACCGUGCCUGAGGGUGCGAGGGCCGGCGACGAGCUGUCGAUUCCGCUGCCGGACGGGAGCGAGGUCAUGAUCACGGUGCCCCCGGGCGCGCGGCCCGGUGACGAUCUCGAGAUCCCGACAGGCGGCGCGCAGACCGCGCCGCCCCCGCCACUGCCGCGCCCGGCGGCCGCGCCGCCGCCGCCGCCGCCGCCGCCAUCGGAGGCCACGCCCCCCACCACCACGGAACCUGAGGAGGCCCCUUCAGCCGAGCGCGUGGGGGCGUAUCGCGUUGUGCCGCCGGGGCAGCCCGUGCCGGAGCAUGUGGCUGUCGGCCACGUGAUCUCCGUCCGCCCCAUGGACACGUCGCCACCGCCACUGCCGCUCCCGGCGGCCACGCCGCCGCCACCGCCACUGCCGCGCCCGGCGGCCACGCCGCCGCCACCGCCACUGCCGCGCCCGGCGGCCACGCCGCCGCCGGCCGCAGCAUCCAUGGUGACGGUGACCGUGCCUGAGGGUGCGAGGGCCGGCGACGAGCUGUCGAUUCCGCUGCCGGACGGGAGCGAGGUCAUGAUCACGGUGCCCCCGGGCGCGCGGCCCGGAGACGAUCUCGAGAUCCCGACAGGCGGCGCGCAGACCGCGCCGCCCCCGCCACUGCCGCGCCCGGCGGCCGCGCCGCCGCCGCCGCCGCCUCAGAGAACACCGCCGGGCAUGGUGGACCUCGUGGUCCCGCCACAAGCGGUCCCGGGCGUCACGCGCGUGAGGAAGGACCUCCCGGACGGCCGCAGCGUCGAGGGCGUCGUCCCCAAGGGCGCGCGACCCGGCGACCACUUCCACGUGCCCGUGUGGUCCGCCAUCUUGCUCCGGCACGGUUCUCUGGCCCUCGAACCAAGCACACCCGAGGAAGCGGCCCUCUGAGGUCGCCCUCGUUUGCCCUCGCUUUAGUGUCGGGCGGGACGAAAGGGCGGGCGGCGAAAAUUCAUAAAAUAAAUUAACUCGAA
Pelagomonas calceolata is the source of this 3818-nucleotide messenger RNA. The record is from the annotation of a GenBank genome assembly. NCBI's taxonomy places the organism in Eukaryota, Pelagophyceae, Pelagomonadales, Pelagomonadaceae.